Messenger RNA from Ramularia collo-cygni, 1629 nucleotides. RefSeq lists its product as uncharacterized. The record is from RefSeq and is a predicted model, not a curated record. The transcript has a single exon. The coding region runs from base 1 to 1629 and encodes 542 amino acids. NCBI's taxonomy places the organism in Eukaryota, Fungi, Ascomycota, Dothideomycetes, Mycosphaerellales, Mycosphaerellaceae. Gene Ontology annotation, biological process: regulation of DNA-templated transcription.
AUGGCCGAGAUAUUCGGAACGGCCGCGAGCGUCGUCCAAGUUGCCGAAGCUGGCCUCUCUCUAGCCACAACACUCUACACAUACGCUCAAUCGGUCAAGGGAGCCGAAGAAGAUAUCAAGCGAGUCGCGAGGGAUGUCAAACUUCUCGCAAAAGUGCUGCAACAACUUCACCAGCAGAUACAAGGAAAUGGGAGGGUCCAAACAUGUACGGAAGAAGCUGUUCACGAUUUAGAGGAAGUAUUGGUUGGCUGUAAAGAAGCAUUUGGAGAAGUCAACGAGGUGUUUAUCAAAUCUCACUCCGGAAGGAGUACCCUUUCCAUGACAGACAAGCUCAAAUGGCCCCUAAGGAGUAAUAAGUUGGCAGCGCUGCGAGCGAAUCUGGAGAAGUUGAAUACGACACUCCUGCUCAUUUUGAGUGUUUUGGCGUACGGGACGAGGAUGUCACAAGAGAGAGGGGCGACUGUUGAUUUUAAACCCGAUUUGACGCUCGAGAAGCUGCAGAUUCAAAAUCUGAUGCAAGCUAAACAAGAAGCCAUGCAACGUCAUGAAGAGCUCGAUAAGGCGAUCUCGAAGAUUCCAGAUGUGUCCAACGGGGAAGCGAGAGUGGCGUCGGCUUCAUCUGACGCGAUUCCAUCCGGUGUAAGAGUGAAAGGUUUGGCACAGGGGAAAGGAGAGAACAGGGAGCAGCCCUCGUCCUCGACCGACAAACUCACUCUACUUGCAUUGCCGCCAGAGGAUCAACUUCAUCCAAUUCAAACUCAGAUUGCCAAGAAUGUUGAGCCGCAAGAUGGCGUGUCCUGUCAACUUGGAAGAUGUACUUUCAAGGUCAGGGCGCUGACAGACAUCAUCAAUCUCGCGACCACUCAAUGGGAGUCGCACCGAGUUCUCGAUUACGAGCCGAUAUCUUUUUGUUUGGAUGGUUCUGUCAAAGCGAUUGAAGCAUUGAAACCCGUUGAGAAGGAUGCCUCCGAAAAAGACGCCUCUGAGAGUGAACGCAAUCGUGCGUUAUCGUCCUCCACAUGGAUGUCAAUGGCUGAGAUUGACCCGGAUGAUAUAAGUGAGGUUUUGAAUUCACAAGCCGUAUGGUCUACUUCACGGGCGCUCUCAACUACAGACUCCAGCAUCAUGGCCACAUCAACUUUGCAAUCGGAUCACGUCCCAGCAGUGCGUACAAAUCGCCGCGAUAACCUCGAGCUCCAACGUCGCAAUCAACCUGAAGCGUUUUCCAGAGCCUCGAAUGGAUUUCCCAAGACCCCAAUAAUACAAGCUGAGAAGGGCACAGGAUUGAGUCCGUCUGUCGGUACUGUGCACCCGUUGUCUGAACCGAGGAGGGUUGCAAACAUACGGCGUAGUUCGCUGUUGUCGACAUUUCGGAACCGGACAACGUCGAUGACUCCAACUUCUCUUCAACAGGAUUUGUCGCGUGAUGAGGUUGCACCAGAGUCAGCGGGUAAUAGACAUGCAUCUCUCGGAUCCAAGGAGCGUGAGGGUGACCCGCAGGACAUUUGGGUAGCGCCUCGCCAGCAGAUGGAGAGUGUUGGAAUUAUGCCCCGAGGUAAUGAGAGCAUUGAUGAUGAGGAUGUAGCAGUUGCUGGUUUGUUGCGAAGAUGGGUCAAGGUAGUUGCGUGA